Molecule: messenger RNA, 1271 nt
Organism: Hydractinia symbiolongicarpus
Lineage: Eukaryota; Metazoa; Cnidaria; Hydrozoa; Anthoathecata; Hydractiniidae
Exons: 3
Coding region: 317-1009 (230 amino acids)
Source: RefSeq, a predicted model, not a curated record
AUGUAACAUUUCGUGCCCAUUGAACGAUACAAUUAGCUGUAUACGGAUGAAGUAGAAUACCGUCUCCGUAUUUCAGUGAAACCAUUUUAACUCUGGGAUUUACUAAAUUUUAAACUUAUUGUAUGCAAUACAUUUUCCGUAUAGCAAGUAGUCCAAAUAUUUUCCUUUAUGAAAGCCUGUUUCGCGCAGUGCUUGUAACAUUGUAUAACGUCUUUCUUGAUCACACCUAAUAAGAGAUACUAUGACGUAUAAGUGUACUAUUUGACGUCAAAUAAAAGUGAGGACAAUAAAAAUUUAAUAACUUCAACAUUUCGAAAUGGCAGGAAAAACACGGCGUUCGCAGAGAAAAGGGAGUCACAAACGUGGAAAGAGACAGCAGAAUAUUUCAGAAGGAGAAUGUAGGGAUAGCCUUCCCGUGUUGAAACCUAGAAGUGAAAAAGAAAUUGUGGGGAUUCCUUCCCAAGUACACCGCGAUGAAGAGCGGAUGAAAGUUGUACCAAUAGGAAGCAGUAGAUUUCAAAUAUUGCCUCCAAUCGAAACGACGCGUCCUGGGUCACCUAAGAUUCAAAUGAACCAAAGUACGAAAUCACUAGCCUAUGAAAUCUUAUUUGAGAGGAGCAGAAGUAGACUGGAAAAACAGAAUUCAAUCGCUCUUCCUCCUAUCGCAUCUUCUGAUGGCGUACCGACUGUCGUAAAUACAUUUUUAAAGAAAAACUACGAGCGGUUACGAGAGGAGCGAAGUGGUAAAUGUCGAAAACGGGCGAAAACACACACGCUAUAUAAAGAUAUCGAUCGAGGUGACGCAUGGGAACUACUUAAAGCAGAAAAAAUUCGAAACAACGAACUACAGAAGUAUCAAGCCAAACUUAAACGAGAAAAACUGUUAGUACAACAACAGAUGAUGAAACGGCAAAACGCUGGCCAAAGAGUCGCACAUCGUAAUAAAUCUUCAGCGAAGAACUACGACGAAUUAUGCUCAAAUGAUUCUUCGUCUGAUGAUUUUCCUUAAACAUUUAUUUUUUAAGAAUAAACAAAUAUCGUAAUUAUGUUUCUUUCUUUCUUUUCUGUAAAUGACGUGACCUAUUUUAACCAAUCACUGCAGAAACCAUUCUCCUUAAAAAUUUCUGUGACAAUGAAAAUCACUUCAGCGUGAUAGAGUUUAUGAAACUAGUGUCCAAGCUACACUUUCUCCUCCACAAGUAUCUGAAUGCUUUGAGCGAGACCCUAGUUCUCCGUUAGUCAACAUUUAUCGACGAAGGAGCGUAAUAUAA